AUUGAAAGGAGCUGGUAAAUGCUGCUGAAUUGAAGAGACCUUAACCCAAUUAUUUCUGAAUGGUGUGUGAAUGCUGCAGGCGGGGAUGCCAUUAUUAAAUGGCAUUUGCUGUUUAAUAAAAAAAAUACCCUAUGCCCAGGAGACUCCCCAGCGCUGGCCAAUGGGAAAUUACCAUGCAUCAUGUCACCAGCGGCUUGGAUUUAUAUCUUUUAGGGUGACAUACUAUUGGCUGCUAGUUAGGCUCUAUGGGAGGGAUUACUGGCACCGUUUGUGGCUUCCCCUUCAGGUCCUUAUUUGGUAGCUGUUGAUAGAGCAAGUCUUUCCAGCAGCUGAGCAUCUUGACAUACAUUAUUCAUUAAGUGCUGGUGUUCAGGAAAUAUGCAUAUCCCUAGCUCUUCAGAUAUUUCUUCAGCUCAUACAAUAUGUCUCUUCAGCGUUGCCUCUGAAUGCUUGGAGUUUUACAAAUGGCAUUUGUACAAUCGGAAGACCACGCGGUUGGAUUUCAUUUCGGUGUGCCUCCUGUGCACACAGUUGCUGAGAACCUGAAGAUCAGCAACGAGAAUUAGAGAGAAAAGAAGGAAUCUUUCUUCUUGGAAGUCUUUUGCAGUAUCAGCAAAGAACUGAUUAGCUUAGGUUGGUAGUAUCGAAAAACAAACAAACAAAAAAAAUAAAAAUGCCUGAGGCAAACUAUUUGCUCUCAGUUUCCUGGGGCUACAUAAAGUUCAAGAGAAUGCUGAACCGGGAGCUAACACACCUAUCUGAAAUGAGCAGGUCAGGCAACCAGGUCUCAGAAUAUAUAUCAAACACUUUCUUAGACAAACAACAUGAAGUUGAAAUUCCGUCUCCGGCACAGAAGGAGAAAGAGAAAAAGAAGAGGCCGAUGUCCCAGAUCAGUGGAGUCAAAAAGCUCAUGCACAGCACCAGCCUAACUAAUUCUAGUAUUCCCCGAUUUGGAGUUAAAACAGACCAUGAAGAGAGUCUUGCCAAGGAACUAGAAGAUGUGAAUAAAUGGGGCCUCCAGGUUUUCAGAGUAGCUGAGUUAUCAGGAAACAGACCUUUGACAGUCAUCAUGCAUACCAUUUUUCAGGAACGGGACUUGCUAAAAACAUUUAAGAUUCCAGUGGACACUUUAAUAACUUACUUAAUGACCCUUGAAGACCAUUACCAUUCAGAUGUGGCAUAUCACAACAACAUACAUGCUGCAGAUGUUGUUCAGUCAACCCAUGUCCUGCUAUCAACACCAGCAUUAGAGGCAGUGUUCACUGAUUUGGAGAUUCUUGCAGCAAUUUUUGCGAGUGCGAUACAUGAUGUAGAUCAUCCCGGGGUUUCAAACCAGUUUCUUAUCAACACAAAUUCUGAACUUGCCUUGAUGUACAAUGACUCAUCGGUACUGGAGAAUCAUCACUUAGCUGUGGGCUUCAAGCUGCUGCAGGAAGAAAAUUGUGACAUUUUCCAGAAUUUGAGCAAAAAACAGAGGCAAUCAUUGAGGAAAAUGGUCAUUGACAUUGUACUUGCAACAGACAUGUCUAAGCAUAUGAAUCUGUUGGCUGAUUUAAAAACUAUGGUUGAAACCAAAAAAGUGACCAGUUCUGGUGUCCUACUUCUUGAUAACUAUUCAGACAGAAUUCAGGUUCUUCAGAAUAUGGUGCACUGUGCAGAUCUAAGCAAUCCAACUAAGCCACUUGAUCUCUACCGCCAAUGGACAGACAGAAUUAUGGAGGAAUUUUUUCGUCAGGGAGAUCGGGAAAGAGAGAGGGGAAUGGAGAUAAGUCCCAUGUGUGAUAAGCACAAUGCAUCUGUAGAAAAAUCACAGGUGGGUUUUAUAGACUAUAUUGUUCAUCCUCUGUGGGAGACAUGGGCAGAUCUUGUUCACCCAGAUGCCCAGGAAAUCUUAGAUACACUGGAGGACAAUCGAGAAUGGUACCAGAGCACAAUCCCUCAAAGUCCUUCUCCUGCAGCUGAUGACCAGGAAGAGAGCAAGCAGACCCAACCUGAAAAAUUCCAGUUUGAACUAACACUGGAGGAAGAUGGUGAGUCAGACACAGAAAAGGACAGUGGAAGUCAAGUAGAAGAAGACACCAGCUGCAGUGACUCUAAGACUCUUUGCACCCAGGAUUCAGAAUCCACUGAAAUUCCUCUUGAUGAGCAAGUAGGGGAAGAAGUGGAAGAGGAGGAGAAUCAGACAGAACCUUGUGUGGUAGAAGACCAUACUCCUAACACGUAGCAAGGAGGAUGCAGUCCUUUCUCUCUUGCUCUCUUCCUUUCUUCUCUUUUCUUUCUUUUUAUUUUCAUUUUUCUCUCUUUUUUUUUUUUUUUUAAUUGGGUAAUGGAUUUUGGAAUGUCAUCAGUAGCCUAUGUCAUAUGACAUAGACUACAAUCAUAGUCACAACUCAGUGUCAUCUCCAGGAAUGUUUGUUGAUCAAAACUGAUGUUGAUGAUUCAGUUUGGCACUCAGGAAUAUUGAAAAAGAAAUUUUCACCUGCAUGGCAUCAGAAAGCAGGGGUGGGAACAUCCAUAAACUACAUCUUCAUAAGCUUUCCAUUUGUGAGGUAGGAUUAAAUACAGCAAAUGUUUUCAGAGGAGUAGCAGCUGUCGACCGAAUGCUAAUAUGCUUUGAUAGUUUUUGAAUUCAAGCAAAGCAUUGGAUAAUGUUUCUCACGAAAGGAAACAGAUAAAAAUAAACUGAGGUUCCUACUGGAAAACAAAUGUCAUAAAUAAUGAGACACAACAUGAUACUGUUACCAACAGGAAGAUGAGCUAUGAAAAUUGCAAAAUUUUUUAAUUUUGUGAUUUUGAAUCUUCCUGAUUGUGAUUGAAAAAAGUGUGACCCAGUGGGUUGCACUAAUCUCUGCAUUUUGUAUAUUAUGUAGAAGAGAGGCCUUUUGUAGAGCUUACUUUUAUUAUUAAUUAUACUGAGGUAUUAUAUUUAAAGAAAAACACUUUCAGACUUCAUCUGCCACUUUUUUUUUGUUGUUUUGUUGUUGUUUGUUUUGU
This is a messenger RNA of Neopsephotus bourkii (Bourke's parrot), 2994 nucleotides long. RefSeq names its product cAMP-specific 3',5'-cyclic phosphodiesterase 4D. NCBI's taxonomy places the organism in Eukaryota, Metazoa, Chordata, Aves, Psittaciformes, Psittacidae. Gene Ontology annotation, cellular component: cytosol; nucleus; perinuclear region of cytoplasm. The record is from RefSeq and is a predicted model, not a curated record. Bases 674 to 2224 code for a protein of 516 amino acids. Gene Ontology annotation, molecular function: ATPase binding; transmembrane transporter binding; 3',5'-cyclic-AMP phosphodiesterase activity. The transcript has 10 exons. Gene Ontology annotation, biological process: signal transduction; cAMP catabolic process; regulation of cardiac muscle cell contraction.